Messenger RNA from Olea europaea var. sylvestris, 1707 nucleotides. Its product is annotated as F-box/kelch-repeat protein SKIP30-like. The transcript is spliced from 2 exons. Gene Ontology annotation, molecular function: protein binding. Bases 356 to 1393 code for a protein of 345 amino acids. NCBI's taxonomy places the organism in Eukaryota, Viridiplantae, Streptophyta, Magnoliopsida, Lamiales, Oleaceae. The record is from RefSeq and is a predicted model, not a curated record.
UAUAAUUAGUUGUUCAGUCUUCACACGAUCUUUUAACAAAAUCAAUCUUACCGACUGAGCAAUAUUCCUGAAAUAUAUAGAUGUGUAUAUAUCUUGACGUGUUUACGAAAUGUGCGUGUGACACUUGAAUAGUUCUUGAAUCCAAACGGAAAAAUAAAUGCUCUACGACCUGGGCAUGUUGUUUUUUCCCAAAAUUUUUCAUCUUUUUGGAGAAUGUUUGAAACCGAGCUGAAUUCUUGUUCUCUUCAUCGAGUUCAUUGUUUUACAGAUAGUAUGUUUUGAAGCUGUCUCCACCGAGUACCGAAUCACGAUUGCUUAAGAAAGUAAGAAUCCAUAUACAAGAUAGUGCAUCGUAAUGUCUGGACUUAUCGAACGCCUUCCUGAUGCUGUUGCCCUCAGGUGCCUUGCACGAGUUCCCUUCCAUCUUCAUCCGAAGUUAAAACUAGUUUCACGCUCCUGGCGAGCUGCCAUUUGUAGCGCUGAACUCUUUAAAGCCCGUCAAGAGGUGAACUCGACUCAGGAAUUUAUAUGUGUUUGUGCAUAUGACCCUGACAAUCUAUGGCAGCUUUAUGAUCCUCUGCACGACCUUUGGAUUACUCUCCCGGUUCUUCCAUCAAAUAUUAGGCACCUCGCUCACUUUGGUGUUGUCUCUGUUGGUGGAAAGCUUUUUGUGUUAGGUGGUGGAAGUGAUGCUGUGGAUCCUUUGACUGGUGACCAGGAUGGAAGUUUUGCUACUGAUGUAGUAUGGUCGUAUGACACAGUAUCUCGGCAGUGGGCCCUACGUGCACCUAUGAUUGUGCCUCGUGCAAUGUUCGCAUGCUGUGUAGUGGAUGGGAAGAUAAUUGUGGCUGGUGGUUUUACUAACUGCAGGAAGUCAAUCUCUAAAGCCGAAGUCUAUGAUCCUGACAAGGAUGUCUGGGUUUCCAUACCCGAUCUCCACCACACUCAUGAUUCUGCAUGUACAGGAGUGGUUAUUGGGGGUAAAGUUCAUGUCUUGCACAAGGGAUUGUCAACUGUGCAAGUUUUGGAUAGUAUUAAGCAGGGUUGGACAGUUCAUGACUAUUGUUGGCUUCAGGGUCCAUUGGCAGUUGUUAAAGGGAAGCUGUAUGUGAUGAGCCAUGGCCAAAUUUACAAGCAGGAGAGGGAAUUCAGCAAGUUGGUAGUUUCAGCAUCUGAGUUUCGUCGAAAGAUAAGUUUUGGGAUGAUAGGGUUGGGAGAUGAUAUUUACAUAAUUGGAGGAGUUAUAGGGCCUGACAGGAUGAAUUGGGAUAUCAAGGUGACCACUGACGUUGAUGUUCUGUCGCUUGCAAAUGAGAGACCGGUUUGGCAUCAGGUGGCUCCUAUGACACGGUGCAGGGGAACUAUCCUCGGAUGUGCACAGCUGAAGAUUUAGGUCAUUUACGCAGAGCUUGAAAGAAGAGGUCCGACCUUUUCCCAGCCCGGUUUUGCAUGUAAGCCAUAUGUUGGCUUUCGUUUGUUUAGAGUUUGGACAAACUUUUUUAUGGUCGUCCAAUGCCUUUGAAAGGGGCAGUGCACUGCUGUUACUUGAAGGAAACAAUGUAUUAGAACGAAGAAACCUUUUAAUGCUCUCUCUUUUAUAUUGGAGGUUCGUCUCGUUUCUGUAAUGGCGCCUAAAAUUAUUUGCGUCGGAUUUGAGCUUUCUGCUUUUGAUAUAACUUUUUGGUACACAUGAAUGUUUCGCUCUGA